CAGGGUGUGAACUGUUUCUUCAAGACAGAAUAUCCCGGAAGCAGAAGAAAUUGAGCCAAACGUCUGGCACAACCAGAGCAUUUGGAUACCGACCUUUGCAUCAUGUAUACAGCUCUGACCUUUGCAUUCUUCCUUCUGCUGGGUCUGAACUUCCCUAAAGCAAAAGGCACGUGUUACUUGACUCAACAGCACUGUGUGUGUUCCCUGUCAAAGUUGAAAACAUUCUUCACUUGCCUCCCAGCCACCACAUAUGAACUUCGAGGUGGAAACCUAUCUCAGUUUGCCGGCUUUUCUAGAACUGAACUGGAUGCAAAUGAAAUUGACAUUCUGGAGGCUUUGCUGGUAAGCAAGCUGAUAUUUACAGAUCUAAUUGUGCCAGAAUUUUUCUUGCCAUUAGCCUUGAAAGUUGUUUCCUACAUACCUCUGGUCUCUGAACUGGAGUUUGUAAACUGUACUUUCCUUAGAUCUGCUGACCAGGUUGGUAUAGAUGGGUUUGACCUAAAAGUUUCUUCUCUGCGCUUCCAUAAAGUGACAGCAGCUCCUUUGGACGACAGACUUGACAUAUCCAGCCUGCAAAACUGGCUGGAGACAUUAGAAAACCUGACAGUAACAGAGUCACAAGUCACAUCUAUCCCUUGCAAAAUUAGCACAGUGUUGAAAGCGCUGCACUUUUUAGAUCUUUCAGGAAACCAUUUCCAGGACCAGGCUCUGGAGACAUCAUUCUGCAAAGGUGCUUUCUCACAACUCCAGGUGCUAAAAUUGCAUGGGAACAACUUGAGCUCUUACGAGACGGUGUGCCAGACUCUUGCUCACCUCAACCAACUUACUCACUUGGACCUAAGUCAGAAUGACUUCCUGCCUGGAACACCCUUCUCUUCUUGCUCAUGGCCUCAGUCACUGCGUGUCUUCAAUAUGUCCAGCACAGGAUUAGAGCACAUGGACAUAGCUUUACCACCUAACACUGAAGUAUUAGAUCUGAGCAACAAUCGCAUUUUUAUCUUAGAUCUCUCCAUCCCUGGGCUGAAAGAGCUCUACUUGUCCAACAACAGGCUGCAGACCAUCCUCUCAAUCAAGAGCCUUCCAGGUUUGGAGGUCCUCAGUAUAGAUCAUAACCAGCUCUCACAACUCCCUGCCAAAGACCUGCAUUGGAAACACCUGAAGAGCUUAAGAGCUGGACUCAAUCCCUACAACUGCUCUUGCAAACAGACUAUCAGAGAGAUCCAGGACCUGGCCACCCACAAGGCCUUGCUGCCUGAUUGGCCUCAUGAUUAUAUAUGCAGGUCUCCCCCAGACUACCAGGACUACCUCUUGAAUGAGGUGCCUCUCUCAUCGCUGCAGUGCAACAAGGCGUCAGUGGUCAGACAGGGCUCAAUAGUCAUCUUGCUGACAUGCCUUCACCUGGUCCUUGGUUUGGUCUCACUGCCAACAUAUAGAAGCCGAUUUAUUGUCCUGUAAACAGGGCAGCAAAUAAUGCUUUAGGGUUAACAAACUUAA
Messenger RNA from Anolis sagrei ordinatus, 1494 nucleotides. Its product is annotated as toll-like receptor 2. The record is from RefSeq and is a predicted model, not a curated record. Lineage: Eukaryota; Metazoa; Chordata; Lepidosauria; Squamata; Anolidae. Gene Ontology annotation, cellular component: lipopolysaccharide receptor complex; external side of plasma membrane; membrane raft. Gene Ontology annotation, molecular function: protein binding; lipopolysaccharide binding. Gene Ontology annotation, biological process: positive regulation of cytokine production; toll-like receptor 4 signaling pathway; cellular response to lipopolysaccharide.